AUGGGCGCCGGGAGCUCCACGGAGCAGCGGAGCCCGGAGCGGCCCGAGGCGGGGAGCGCCGCGCCGGCCGAGCCCCAGCCCGGCGGCCCCGCGGCGGAGGCGGACACGGCGCCCGGCGCGCGCGGGGACCCGGCCCUCGCCAGCGCGGACCCCGCCGCCAAGCUCCCACAGAAGAACGGCCAGCUGUCUUCCGUCAAUGGCUUGGCUGAGCAGGAAGAUCUCAGCCUGCAGGAGGAUGCCCUGAAUGACCAAGAGGAAGCCGUCAUGGUCACAGAGGUUGGACAGCGAGAGUCUGAAGAUGUGAGUGAAAGAGACUCAGAUGUCAAGAUGGCAGCUAGCUCAGCAGCUGUUCAAGAUAGCGCCAAGGAGGGGCAGGAGGAGAUGCCUGAGAUAAUUGAACAGAUUCCUUCUUCAGAAAGUAAUUUAGAAGAGUUCACCCACCCUCCCGAGUCUCAGUCUAGUGAUGUCGGCUUUAAGAAAGUGUUCAAGUUUGUUGGCUUUAAAUUCACUGUGAAAAAGGAUAAGACCGAGAAGUCUGACACCGUCCAACUACUCACUGUCAAAAAAGAUGAGGAAGAAGGUGCAGGGGGCUCAAACGGGGCUGGCGACCACCCGGACCCCAGCUGGGAGGCCCCGGAAGCAACACCCAAGGACAGUGAACUGAAGCCGUGCACAGAGCAACCCGAGGAGGUGCCGAAACCCGAGCAGAACAACACAGAUGCUUCUCUUCAAGCCGAACCCGACCAAGCAGAAGAACAGAGCAAAGACGAGGGAGAAAAGCAAGAACCGACCAAGUCUCCAGAAUCUCCAACCAGCCCGCUGGCCAGUGACACGGCGUCGCCCUUCAAAAAGUUCUUCACCCAGGGUUGGGCGGGCUGGCGAAAGAAGACCAGUUUCAGGAAGCCCAAGGAGGAAGAGCUGGAAGCCUCAGAGAAGAAGAAGGAACGCGAGCCCGAGAAAGCAGACUCGGAAGAAAACGAAAAGCCAGAAGCCACCUGCGAGAAACCGCCGGCCGCCAAGGGCGAGGCCGCGCGCGAGGCCAGGCUCUCCGCUGAGUAUGAGAAAGUGGAGCUGCCCAUCGAAGACCAGGGGCCCGGGGCCCCUGAGGAGAAAGUUGCCCCGUUGGCAACCGAAGUGUUUGAUGAAAAAGUAGAGAUCGUCGCGGAGGUCCACGUCGCCACCGUGGGGGAGACAGAUGAGCAGGAACCUGAGGGAGCCGCCCAAAUAGUAGCGUCUCUGCCCCCUGAAAUGGAGGUUGACACCAGCACCCAGGCUCAGGCAGCUGAACCCACCGAGGAGCAGGUGGAGCCCCAAGAAGUGGGAGCCUCGGAAGGGGACCCCCCGCAGCCUCCGGAGCUGGGUCCUGAGGAGAAAGCCUUGUCUGCUCACCCCGAAGGCGUCGUCAGUGAGGCGGAGAUCCUGUCAUCCCAGGAGAGAAUCAAGGUGCAAGGAAGCCCUUUAAAGAAACUUUUCACCAGCUCAGGCCUCAAAAAGCUUUCUGGGAAGAAAGUGAAAGGGAAGCGAGGAGGCGCAGGAGAUGAGGAGUCCGGGGAGCUUCAGCCCGGGGCACCAGAGUCCCCCGACAGCGCAGAUGAGCAGAAGGGCGACAGUUCAGCCUCGUCCCCAGAGGAGCCUGAGGAGCCCACCUGUGUGGAGAAGGGCCUGGGCGAGGCCCCGCCCGAGGCCGAGGCGGAAGAAGGAGUCACUUCUGAUGGGGAGAAAAAGAGAGAAGGCAUCACCCCUUGGGCCUCUUUCAAAAAGAUGGUGACGCCCAAGAAGCGUGUCAGAAGGCCUUCCGAGAGCGACAAAGAGGACGAGCUGGACAAGGUGAAGAGUGCCACCUUGUCCUCCACAGAGAGCGCAACCUCUGAGAUGCAGGACGAGGGCAAAGGAAGCGGCGAAGAGCAGAGGCCCGAGGAGCCCCGGCGCAAGGUGGACACCUCCGUGUCCUGGGAAGCGUUAAUCUGUGUGGGGUCCUCCAAGAAAAGGGCAAGAAAAGCGUCCUCUUCUGACGAGGAGGGGCACCCCAAAACCCUGGCGGGCGACAGCCAGAAACCCGACGAAGGCGGAAAAGACAAAGAGGCAGGCGCAGACCCCGGCCCUGCCAGCGCCCCGGAGCACGACGCGGCCCAGGGGGGCUCCUCCCCGGAGCCGGCGGGAAGCCCCUCGGAGGGGGAAGGCGUCUCCACCUGGGAGUCCUUCAAGAGGCUGGUGACGGCCCGGAAGAAGUCCAAGGCGAAGCUGGAGGAGAAAAACGACGAGGCCGGCCCCGCCGCCGGGGCCGAGCCUCCCGCCUCAGAGGCCGAGCCCGGCCGGGAGGAGUCCUGGGUCUCCAUCAAGAAGCUCAUUCCCGGGCGGAGGAAGAAACGGCCGGACGGGAGGCAGGAGCAGGCCCCGGUGGGGGACGCGGGCCCCGCCGAGACCAACGAGGACGACCCCGAAGUGCCCGCCGUCGUCCCGCUGGCCGAGUUCGAGGCCGUCGAAAGGGAGAAGAUGGAGGCCCUGCGAGCCCCGAGCGGCGAGGAGCGGCCCGAGGCCCAGGCCGCGGCGGAGGCCCCGCAGGCGCCCCCGGCCGCGGUGGACGGGGCGAGGCCGCCCCCCGACGUGGAGGAACGGUCUCCGUCGUGGAUCUCCGCGUCCGUGGAGCCUGUGGCGGGGCCUGUGGAGCCCGCGCGCGGCGAGGCCGCGGCGCCCGCGGGGCCGGCGGGGGGAGGGGAGGCCGCCCCCCACGCCCCUGUGGCGGCCGCGCCCGAGGGCAGGGACGCCGGCGACGACACGCUGGCGAGCGAGGUGGCCUCCGAGCUGACCUCCGAGGCGGUGACGGCCGCGGAAACGACGGGGGCGUUUGGUGCGGAAGAAGCGACCGAGGCCUCCGGGGCUGAGGAGACCACGGACAUGGUGUCGGCCGUUUCCCAGCUCACCGAGUCCCCCGACACCACCGAGGAGGCCACCCCCGUUCAGGAGGCGGAGGCCGGCGGGCCUAGCCCGGAAGACCUGGAGCGCCGGACCCAGGAGGUCCUGCGGGCCGUGGCGGAGAAGGUGGGGGACGAGGCCCGGCGGCCCGACGCCCCGGCGCUGGCGGACGGGGUGAAGGCAGAACCGAAAAUACCAGAGGAGGCCGAAGAAGCCCGCGAGGAGGCUCCAGCGCCAGACCUGAAGACGGAGGUGGAUGUGGUGUCCAAAGUUCAGGUUCAGGAGAGCAAGGAUUUGACAGAGGGAGAGGCCACCAUUCCCCCUGCCGGGGAAAGCUCUGGAAUGGCCCCUCAAGAUCCAGAGAGCGCCGAGUCCCGCCAGCCCACAGCCGCUCGUGAAGAAGCCGAAACCUCGGUUGGGGCCAAAUCAGAAAUUGUGUUGGAACAAACCGCUGCUCCUGACUCAGCCGACACCCUCACCGCCGGGGAGAGCCCUGGAGGCACCCCUGGGGCCGACCUUGAAGCUCUAAAGCCAACACAACACAAGCGCGUGGACCAGGUCUGUGAAGACGGGGCGGAGGCCCCUGGAGGGCAGUCCUCGGCCCCAGGAGCACAGACAGAGACGUGGCCAGCACCCGGCGGCCUUCCCUCGCAGCAGGAGGAUGUGGACCAUUCAGAAGACAAGGUGGUUUCAGAACACACGGCUGCAGAGGCCUCAGGGGAAGCGGCCUCUGUCCCGUCGAAGACUGAGGUGACUCAAGAAGCUGGCGAGGAACCCAAAGUCUGCCCUCCCGUCGAAGGACUUGGAGUGUCUGCAGACACAGAAGUAACAGUCAGUCAGGAGAGGAUCCCUGAAGUUGCCUCAGACGACCAAGUUCCUAAAGAAGCUGAAUCUGGAAGGGAGGAUGAUACUGAACUCCAGAGUCAAACCGAGACUGUUCCAGCCCCGGCAGACAGAGGGAUGGCAGGUCAGGUAGAGAAGGAGAAAACCGAAGCGAAAUCCACCCAAGGGAGUGAAGAGAAACCCGAGGGUGACCUCGAUGUCACAUCUGAAGAGCCCAGUCAGCACCCCCCGGGUCGGACAGAGGACGCGAGCAGCGCAGAAGGGCAGAGGGAAGCCCGCAGACUGGAAGAAAGUUCUCCGGCCCAAGAGGAAACGGUCUGCACAGAAAUUCAGGUUCAAAGCUCCGACGCAUCACAAACCCUAACAGCUCCCGCGGUGGAAGAGAAGAAGGUCUUAAGAAAAACCGUCAAGAUUUUAGAAACGGCUGAAAUUUUGGGAUCUGUAGAGGCACAUUCAGUACUGGAAGAAAAAUCCACCGAGUACAGUGAGGCUCAGCAGGGGGCAGAGGUGUUGGCCCCAGGGACUGAAUCUGGGGCAGAGUCGACACCGGUAACGGUACCUGCAACCACUGGAGAAAGUUCCAGCGCUGACCCGGAAGGAGCCACCACCGCAUCCCAGACACAGGGGGCAGAGCAAGAUCGCGAGCAGGUGGUUUGCCAGGAGGGCACGGUGAGCAUGGAAGAUUCCGAGGCCGAAAAUGAGAUUCUGCAGCUUGAGACUGAGAGCAGCAAAUUUGUACAAAACGUGAUUCAGACCGCCGUGGAGCAGUUAGUAAGCACGGAAGAACCCGCCACUGGGCCCCAGACACAGGCUCCCCUGAUAAAAGCUGACAAGCAGCAACUGGAGCAGAAAGUCGAGAAGGAAGAAAGCGAACUUCCAGCCCCCACACAGGAAGACACACAGACGCUCUCCACCAGCGAGGAGUCGGCGCCAGUCGCCCUGCAACAGACACACGCAGAUACCGCCAGAGAAGUGAGCGAAGCCGUCCAGGUAGAAAGCCCCCGGGUCGAUGCCCAGCAGCUUGACGAGGUCGUUCUUCCAUCUGAGGGCGAGAGAGAAGUGCCUGGAACCAAGUCUGGGCCAGAAGAUGAUGGCGGAGCCGGCUUAGGAGAAAGGAUAGAGAAAACACCUUGUGACUCCCCGGGAGACGGAAAAGGGGAUCACGCGGUCAUUCACCCCGAGAAGCAAGUGUCAGCUCUGGAAGCCCUGGAACAUUCAGGAGGCUUAAAAGAGCACCUGGAUACAAACGGACCCAAACAUCAAGAGCAGGAAGACAGCCAGGAAGAACUUCAGGAAAGAAAAGCGCAUCGUGAGUCAGAAGACAUCAGAACACAAACACAGGAGGAGGCACAGAAAGGAGAGAGAGAACCUGCAAAAUCAGAACUGGCGGACCCCUAAAGCAUCCUUUCAACUAUAUUGGCAAGACCAGAACGAGAAUGUGAAGACAAGUCAGAGGUGAACAUGAAUGCUGCUGCGGAGGCUCGUGACCAAGACGCAAGAACUUUUCCAGCGGAAGAACAGGCACAUCAACAGACCCUGACAGACCCUGUUUCUGGAGAACCCCGACAAUCCUGAGGCUUCGUCAGGAGCUACAGCCAUUUAACGUGUCCCCUUUCAAGGCCCGCCCCCCUCUCAUUUUCCCUUGCUCUGUGUAAUGUUUCUGACUUACGGUUCUCCAUUCUUAACCUGGAACUGGAGUUGGCAAUACCUAGUUCUGCAUCUCAAACUGGAUAUCAUUCUUUAUGUGUUUAUAUGUAUGUUUUAAGUAAUCCUCCUUCUCUAUCUAAUGUAUAUUUUUUUCUUAACGUCUAAGGAAACAUGCAGUAUAGUAAGUACACUCCUCCUGGGUGGCAGCGUGGACGACGGGGCAUGGGCCAUGGUGAAGCCUCGGGAAGCUUUAAAGCCUCACUUGAAACCUGUGAAAACAGCUUCCUAGAAAUAACAUUCCUGAUCAGCGAGUCUUACUUUGAAAUUCACUAAGGUUUAGAUCUGUCUUUAGUAUCACUCUGAAAUGGGUCACUUUCUUAUUAUGCCCAGCGUGCUAAAAAUAAACUGUGUGUGUGUGUGUGUGUGUGUGGGAGACAUACUGAGGCUUCCAUUGUUACUGUGAGAUUUUUCUUUCUAGCCCAGUGGAGGUUGGAAGGAAGUUUUUUUCAGUAGCAGUAGUUUGAAGUCUUUUCUCCUAUUGUUAUGGUUGUUUGGACAGAUGAGUGUGUUUCAUCCUGAGGCAAAGUAGUGAAGUGUUUUUCACAUUAUCACGGAAAGAAUGGAUGGUUUUUUUGACUCUGCCCUCUUGCUGGGUCACACAAACACAGCAUGAACUAGGUCAGGUGCUUUACAGAUGGUGUUUGGUAGAUUCGGGUUGUGUUCCUGCGGUAUUUGUGUCCACUCUUUUAAGAACAAUCUUGCAUUAUGUUCAUUUAGAUAAAUUGUGGUUUGACAACUGAUUGAAAUAAAAUAUUUGCUUCCCUUAGAUUUGCUGGCUUUAGUAGUUACAGGAAGCCUGGCACAUAUGUUUACUGUGUUCUGUUCUGAACACAGAAGCUGGAACUUUUUCUUGGAUCCAGUACCUAGUGUCGCCACUUUACACGGAUUUGAGUUGAUGUCCACAGAAAUAUCCUCAGAAACAAACCAGAGGGUUUUCAGAUUGACGUACUGAUACAAUGCUACCACCUGGUGGUGUCUUCCUGAAAGUAAAAAAUACUGGUUUUAAACAGCGAUGUGUCUAGAAAGAAUUUUUAAGUAGGCAUAAUAGUAAACAUGCCUUACGUAAGAGGUGGUCUUGGAAACGUUUGUUAUAUCAUCAGGCCUGACAAUAAAAAAUGAGCUGUAUUAGGAAGACACCUCAUUAGUAUCCUUUUAGGAGUUAUUUUCAAAUCUAUGAAAGCUACCUUUUAAAGUACUCAAAUUAAAAAAUAAACUCUGAUUUCAAUCUUUCCUUUGCCAAUUUGAGACUUAGAAAAUCUCCAAGUGCCAGUCUCCAUUUUUGAACAACUAGAGUAUUGGCGAUAACAGCAACCUGUAAGGAAUUCUGACAGCUGUGGAUUUGGCUCACUUCUUCUCUGUGGCAGGAAGAAACUCUGUGCUAUUUUGAACAGAUUGGAGAUUUGUGUACUUUGUGGCAAACAGAUUCUCUGGGUUUUAAUUCCUUCCUGCCACUUCAUUCCAUUUGUGUUUGGUCUUGUGGCCACACGUGGCUGGCUCAUGCUGAUCCUCAAAGUUGAUUUUCGUGGUCACCGCUCCUGACUCUGCUUUUUGGACAAAUAUGUUGGAUGUGCCCUCAAGCUCUAGAUCUUUGUCCGUGAAGCGACUUUGCUUUAUUAACAAGAAUGUUAUAAACAGUAGCAUGAAAUCCAAUUCUGAAUUAUAGUUCUAAAGCUGCUGUUAACCUACAAGGUACUUAAUAAUCCAAUGCAAAUUGCAGAAGGUGGAGCAAGUGCCUAAAUUUUGCUAUUUUUGGCGUUUACUACGGAGCUAUGUACAAUAGAAAACAAUGCAAGACUUGUAAACUCUCCCCACUUGUAAUUGCGGAAUAAAACAUGUUCCCCUUUGUACACAGAUAUUUUUUUCCAACAUUUUCUUUUGAUGUUUGGAGCUCCAGGUAGUCAAGGGCUGGACAUUUUAGCUUUCAGUGUAAGCUUCAAAGUUAGCAGUUUCCUUUAAUCUGAAACUAUAUGAUUCCUAAUUUUGUUUGGGGCAGAUUUUCAUUAACCUAAAUAAAAUGCAAUCUAAUUAAAUGCCAUGGAUUUUCUUUCUAUAAUUUCAUCUGAAUUCAGUCUGUUUUUGCUGUUGUGAUAUUCAUCACAUAUUUAACAUCUGCUUUUACCUAGCUAUUGACAUCGACCACCAAGAAUCAUGGGAAUUUGGUAUAUCUCUGGACUAUGUGUGGAGAUACAAAAAAUUAACCUUUUUGCAUUAGGGGCUCGGUUAAUUAGAAUCUCAUUAAGUCUCUGGCUGACCUCUGACUCCCAGAAAUAAACACAGUUUAACAUAAAGUUUUUAAAAAAUAUUCAUACCAACCUCUGAAAUCCCAGCCAAUAACCAGAACUAGAAACCCCUUACCCAACUCUGCAGGAAAGGGAGUGGACGCAGCCCGAGCAUUCCCAGGGAGCAAGGGGCUGCACCUGACCCCUGAACAACCAACACCAAGGGGGGGGUCAAGCUUUUGUGACUCUCCAGUUCUAAUAUGAUUCUGGCAGUGAGCCUGGACCACCUGGCGAUUUUUGUGCAAUGCAGGUUUGCAAUGGUUAGAUGACCAACUCUGAGUUGACCAGGAGUUUUGGCUGAGCUGCUGGUGGUGGUGGCCUGUGA
Molecule: messenger RNA, 8067 nt
Organism: Talpa occidentalis (Iberian mole)
Lineage: Eukaryota; Metazoa; Chordata; Mammalia; Eulipotyphla; Talpidae
Gene: AKAP12
Product: A-kinase anchoring protein 12
Exons: 4
Coding region: 1-5154 (1717 amino acids)
Biological process (GO): signal transduction; regulation of protein kinase C signaling
Cellular component (GO): cytoplasm
Molecular function (GO): protein kinase A binding; calmodulin binding
Source: RefSeq, a predicted model, not a curated record